Messenger RNA from Rotaria sp. Silwood2, 1341 nucleotides. NCBI's taxonomy places the organism in Eukaryota, Metazoa, Rotifera, Eurotatoria, Philodinida, Philodinidae. The record is from the annotation of a GenBank genome assembly.
AUGUCAUGUAUUAUUCUUCAACUUGGUCAAUGUGGAAAUCAAGUUGGUCAACGUGUAUUCGAUACAUUAAUUGAAGAUAAUCUUACACAUUCAAAUCAAACAAAAUUAUCAAUAACAGAUCAUUCACCAAUAAAUGAUUAUAUUCAUCAUUCACUUGAUCGAUUUUUUAUUCAAUAUGAAAAUAAACUUACUGCACGAGCGCUUGCAAUUGAUACUGAACUUAAAGUUAUUGAGCAACUAAUGGAUGAAAAAUCUCAAUCAAAACGUCAUUGGUCUUAUGAAAAAAAAUGUGUUAUUGAAGGUCGUCUCGGAUCCGGCAAUAAUUGGGCAUGCGGUUAUCGAAAUGGUUCAUUAGCUGAAGAAAAUAUAUUAAAUAGUCUUCGAUGGCAAUUAGAACAUGCAGAUCGAGUUGAUACAAUUUUACCAAUACUUUCUUUAGCUGGUGGCACAGGUUCUGGUCUUGGUGCUUAUGUUGUUGAAUGUGUUCGUGAUGAAUUACCACGUUCAUUUUUAUUAACAACAAUUGUUGUUCCAUAUACAAGUGGUGAAGUUGUAGUACAAAAUUAUAAUUCAUUAUUAACACUUUCACAUCUUUAUCAUUCUGCUGAUGCAUUAUUUGUUUUUGAAAAUGAUAUUCUUCAACAAUAUGCAAAAAAACUUGUUUCAUAUUCUGGUAUUGAUCGUUCAACAAAUAUUCAUGAUAUGAAUAAUAUUUUAACUCGACAUUUAUGUAGUUUUCUUCAACCUAUUUCAAAUAAACCUCAAUCAAUAUGUGAAAUAAAUUAUUUAUUAGAAUCAAUUUUACCACAUUCAUUUUAUAAAUUAUUAACACUUCGUUGUGUACCACAAUUAAGUGAUCAAGCAUUAGAUUUUAGUACAUAUAAAUGGUCGUCAUUAAUAAAAAGUUUAUCACAAAUGUAUAUUAAUAAUUCUUAUUUAGACGAAGGACUUAAUUGGUCUUUAAAACCAAAUCAAACACGAACAAAAUCUAUAGGAAAUUUAUUUUUAGCACGUUCUUAUGAUAAAGAAGAUAUUGAUAAAGAUUUAAAACAAUUUUUUAAUCAUGAAACAUUUUAUUCGUCAUUUAUUUCAUCAUCUGAUUAUUAUUAUUUAUUUAAUUAUCGUGAUAAAUCUUAUUUAAAUUAUGAAAAAUAUUUAUCAUUGAUUAGUAAUUGUCAAACACCUGUAUCAGCACUUGAUAGAAUAGUAAAUAAGUCAUGGCAAUUAUUCGGACAAAAAGCUUAUCUUCAUCAUUAUUUUAAAUAUGAUAUUGAUGAACAAGAAUUUCUCAACAGUUUUGUACAAAUUGAACAAGUUAUUAAAUCAUAUAAUCAAUUGUGA